AUGUCCUCCUAUGAGAAGAUCACACAGCCUGAGGCAUAUCCGUUGAAGAGAACUGCCCAUUGUCCGAAUAAUGGCCUUCCAGUCCUCGUAUAUCGGGGCGUCCUCCAACCACUCAACGAGGACAGUGCGUCGGAAAGACUUCAGCGUCACGGCUGGGAGAAGAAGGGAACCUGGGGCACCAUCAGUCUGAAGCACUUUCAUCCAAACACACACACGAGCGUGUUUCAAGGCAGCUCUGAACUAGUUUUUGGUGAAGGAGUUUCGGAUGAUUCCGGCAGCGGAGUGAGGUGUCUAGUCCGAGCUGGCGAUGUCGUCGUUGUCCCAGCAGGCGUAGGACACGCGUCUGUAUCAAAUGCUGAGGGAGCAGCGGACCCUAUUGAGGGGGAGGCCGAGUAUCGAUAUGUUGGAGUGUAUCCCAAAGGUUCGCCUGAUUACAAAUACGAAAUUGGCAAGAAGACAUUGGAAGAGAAGAGCGGGCUGAUAGAAGAGGUUUCCGCCGUUCCUGAACCGCCCAAUGAUCCUUUAUACGGGCUUGAUGGGCCAUUGGUGAGAAUCUGGAACAACUCCAGAGGGGUACUUGUUGAAGGUAUGGGGUCAUAG
Molecule: messenger RNA, 600 nt
Organism: Colletotrichum phormii
Lineage: Eukaryota; Fungi; Ascomycota; Sordariomycetes; Glomerellales; Glomerellaceae
Exons: 3
Coding region: 1-600 (199 amino acids)
Source: RefSeq, a predicted model, not a curated record